AUGUCGGACAAAAUGUCUAGUUUCCUCCAUAUAGGAGACAUUUGCUCCUUGUAUGCAGAAGGUUCCACCAGUGGAUUUAUCAGCACUUUAGGGCUGGUGGAUGACCGCUGUGUGGUACAGCCAGAUGCAGGUGACCUCAACAACCCACCUAAGAAGUUCAGAGAUUGCCUUUUCAAGCUGUGUCCAAUGAACAGAUACUCGGCACAGAAACAGUUCUGGAAAGCAGCAAAACCUGGAGGCAACAGUACAACUGACACAGUCCUCCUCAACAAACUUCAUCACGCUGCAGACCUUGAGAAGAAGCAGAACGAGUCUGAAAAUCGUAAGCUCCUGGGAACAGUCAUCCAGUAUGGAAAUGUAAUUCAGCUGCUGCAUUUGAAAAGCAACAAAUACUUGACAGUCAACAAGCGUCUACCUGCGCUCUUGGAGAAGAAUGCCAUGAGAGUGACUCUGGACUCAGCAGGAAAUGAAGGAUCGUGGUUCUACAUUCAGCCCUUCUACAAGCUCAGAUCCCUGGGAGACAGUGUUGUGAUUGGAGAUAAAGUUGUCCUUAACCCUGUAAAUGCAGGGCAGCCUCUUCAUGCCAGCAGCCACCAGCUAGUCGACAACCCAGGAUGUAAUGAGGUUAAUUCUGUAAACUGCAACACAAGCUGGAAAGUUGUUCUUUUCAUGAAAUGGAGUGACAACAAGGAAACGAUCCUCAAAGGGGGUGAUGUCGUUCGGCUAUUCCACGCAGAGCAGGAAAAGUUUCUUACUUGUGACGACCACCGGAAGAAGCAGUAUGUUUUUCUCCGAACCACCGGCCGACAGUCUGCAACUUCUGCCACCAGCAGCAAAGCACUGUGGGAGGUGGAGGUUGUGCAUCAUGACCCAUGUAGAGGAGGAGCAGGCUACUGGAACAGCUUGUUCAGGUUUAAACAUUUGGCCACAGGGUGCUAUUUAGCUGCAGAGCUGGACGCAGAUAACGAGGCUCUUCGAGGCCGUCUCCGAGCUCCACAGGAGAAAAUCAUGUACACGCUGGUCCCUGUCCCCGACGGGAUGGAUAUCUCCUCCAUCUUUGAGCUGGACCCCACCACUCUGAGAGGAGGCGAUUCCAUGGUGCCCAGGAGCUCCUACGUCAGGUUAAGGCACUUGUGCACCAACACAUGGGUUCAUAGUACCAUCAUCCCUAUUGACAAAGAGGAGGAGAAACCCGUCAUGUUACAGAUUGGAACAUCAGCUGUAAAAGAAGACAAGGAAGCAUUUGCUAUAGUCCCAGUACCACCUUCAGAAGUACGAGAUUUAGACUUUGCCAAUGAUGCAAGUAAAGUGUUGGCUUCUAUUGCUGGCAAACUAGAAAAGGGAACCAUUACACAAAAUGAACGGAGGUUCGUAACAAAGCUCCUGGAAGAUUUGGUUUUCUUUGUGGUAGACAUUCCCAACAGUGGGCAGGAUGUUUUAGAGAUCAUGGUUAACAAACCCAACAGAGAAAGACAGAAACUCAUGAGGGAGCAGAAUAUUCUUAAACAGAUUUUUAAACUUCUCCAAGCCCCUUUCACAGACAGCGGGGAUGGUCCCAUGCUGAGACUGGAGGAGCUCGGCGAUCAGCGUCACGCACCAUUCAGACAUAUCUGCAGGCUUUGCUACAGAGUCCUUCGCCAUUCCCAGCAGGAUUACAGGAAGAACCAGGAAUAUAUAGCCAAGCAGUUCCGUUUCAUGCAGAAACAGAUUGGCUAUGAUGUGCUGGCAGAAGACACAAUAACGGCUCUUCUCCACAACAACAGGAAGUUGCUAGAAAAACACAUCACUGCUGCUGAGAUAGACACAUUUGUUACUCUAGUGAGGAAGAACCGGGAGCCCAGAUUUCUGGACUACCUGUCAGAUCUGUGUGUGUCCAUGAAUAAAUCCAUCCCAGUGACACAGGAGCUCAUCUGCAAUGCAGUGUUGGACUCAAGCAAUGCUGACAUCCUCAUCGAAACCAAAUUGGUCCUGUCGAGGUUUGAGAUCGAGGGGGCAGCAAACGGGGAGACCCCUGUAGAGGCAGAAGAUGAAGAAGAGGUUUGGUUGUUCUGGAAAGACAACUGUAAGGAGAUCCGCAGUAAGAGCGUCAGGGAGCUGGCACAGGAUGCAAAGGAGGGUCAGAAGGAGGACCAAGAAGUGGUCAGCUAUUACAGGUGCCAGCUGAAUCUCUUUGCACGGAUGUGUUUGGAUCGUCAGUACUUGGCCAUCAACAAGAUCUCUGGUCAGCUAGACGUGGAUUUGAUCCUGCACUGCAUGUCUGACGAGGACCUGCCCUAUGACUUGCGGGCAUCUUUCUGCCGUCUGAUGCUGCACAUGCACGUGGACCGUGACCCUCAGGAGCAGGUCACACCAGUCAAAUACGCUCGCCUGUGGUCUGAGAUUCCCUCUAAAAUCGCAAUUGAUGACUAUGACAAUGAUGCAACAACACGAGAUGAGAUCAAGGAGCGCUUCAGCCUCACCAUGGAUUUUGUGGAAAACUACCUGAGGGAAGUGGUGUCUCAGAAUAUUCCCUUCUCUGACAAAGAGAAAAACAAACUUACCUUUGAGGUAGUAAACCUGGCAAGAAACCUCAUAUAUUUUGGUUUCUACAACUUCAGUGACUUGCUGCGCUUGACAAAAAUCUUACUGAACAUUUUAGACUGUGUGCAUGUCAGCACUGUUUACCCCAUAAACAAAAUUGAGAAGGGGGAUGAAAACAAAGCUGGCAGUAAUGUAAUGAAGUCCAUUCAUGGAGUGGGGGAGCUGAUGACACAGGUAGUGCUACGAGGAGGGGGUUUGCUUCCCUCCACACCAACUCAUCAGCCUGAGGGAGACGUGGUGAAGACACAGACCGAACCCGAGAGAGAGGACAUCAUGGUCAUGGACACAAAGCUCAAAAUCAUUGAGAUACUGCAGUUCAUUCUGAAUGUACGACUGGACUACAGGAUUUCUUGCCUGCUCUGUAUCUUUAAGCGGGAGUUUGAUGAGAACAACCCACAAGGAGACAACCCUGCCAGUCAGAAUGGAACCAACAACAUUACAGCUCAGAUGCCAGGGAAUUUUGACUUUGAGAACAUAGAGGAACAGGCGGAGGGAAUCUUUGGUGGAAGUGAAGAAAACACUUCACUCGAUCUGGAUGACCAUGGUGGUCGCACAUUCCUAAGGGUUCUGCUGCACCUGACGAUGCAUGACUAUCCUCCUCUUGUGUCUGGAGCCCUUCACCUGCUCUUCAGACACUUCAGCCAGAGGCAGGAAGUCCUCAUGGCCUUUAAACAAGUCCAGUUGCUGGUCACCAGUCAGGAUGUUGAAAACUACAAGCAGAUCAAGUCAGAUCUAGACCAGUUGCGCUCUAUUGUGGAGAAGUCUGAAUUGUGGGUUUACAAGAGGCAGGGAGAGGAUGUGAUGGAUGGAGAUGGACCUUCAGAGUCUGACAACAAAAAGAAGGGAGAUUCUUUUGGUUCGGACAAGAAGACCGAAAGCACCAGCUGUUACAAUUACAGAGUUGUAAAAGAGAUCCUUGUGCGCCUCAGUAAGCUGUGUGUCCAGGAGGGAAGCUCAGGAAAGAAGAGCAAGAAACAGCAGCAGAGGCUUCUGAGGAACAUGGGAGCUCACAGCGUGGUGCUGGAACUCCUACAAAUCCCCUACGAGAAGGGUGAGGAUGUUCUUAUGCAGGAGAUCAUGAAACUGGCUCAUGAAUUCCUACAGAACUUCUGUGCAGGAAACCAGCAGAACCAGGCUCUCCUCCAUAAACACAUCAACUUGUUUCUGAACCCAGGAAUCCUGGAGGCGGUCACCAUGCAGCACAUCUUCAUGAAUAAUUUCCAGCUGUGCAGUGAGAUCAACGAGCGGGUGGUUCAGCACUUUGUCCACUGCACAGAGACGCAUGGUCGACAUGUCCAGUAUCUCAAAUUUCUGCAAACGAUUGUUAAAGCUGAGAACAAGUUCAUCAAAAAGUGCCAGGACAUUGUCAUGGCAGAGUUGGUGAACUCUGGUGAAGACGUCCUGGUCUUCUACAACGACCGAGCCUCCUUUCAGACCCUGGUCCAGAUGAUGCGUUCAGAGCGGGACCGCAUGGAUGAAAACAGUCCUCUCAUGUAUCACAUCCACCUGGUGGAGCUCCUGGCCGUCUGCACGGAGGGCAAGAACGUCUACACCGAGAUCAAGUGCAACUCCUUGUUACCCCUGGAUGAUAUUGUGCGGGUGGUCACCCAUGAAGACUGUAUCCCAGAGGUGAAGAUUGCCUAUAUCAACUUCCUUAAUCACUGUUAUGUGGACACAGAGGUGGAGAUGAAGGAGAUCUAUACAUCCAACCACAUGUGGAAGCUAUUUGAGAACUUCCUGGUGGACAUUUGUAGGGUGUGCAACAACACAAGUGACAGGAAGCAUGCAGAUACCAUGUUGGAGCGUUAUGUAACCGAGACAGUCAUGAGCAUUGUCACAUGUUUCUUCAGCUCUCCCUUUUCUGACCAGAGCACAAGCUUGCAGGUAAGUGUGGACUGGCUCGUACAUACUCGUCAGCCAGUAUUUGUGCAGCUGCUUCAGGGAGUCUUCAGAGUAUACCACUGCAACUGGCUCAACCCUGUUCAGAAGGCCUCAGUCGAGGCUUGUAUUAAAGUACUCUCAGACGUGGCAAAGAGCAGAGCAAUUGCCAUCCCCGUGGAUCUCGACAGUCAAGUGAAUAACUUGUUUGUGAAGUCCAAUAACGUUGUGCAGAAGAGCAUUCUCAACUGGAGACUAUCAGCCAAGAAUACCUCCAGACGAGACUCUAGCCUGUGUACCUCUAAAGACUAUAGAAACAUCAUUGAGAGGCUGCAGGACAUAGUAUCUGCCCUGGAGGACCGUUUGAGGCCGCUGGUCCAAGCUGAGCUCUCAGUGCUGGUUGAUGUCCUGCAUCGACCGGAGCUGCUCUUCCCUGAAAACACAGAAGCUCGCAAGAAAUGUGAAAGUGGAGGAUUCAUAUCAAAAUUAAUCAAACACACCAAGCAACUCCUGGAGGAGAAUGAGGAGCGUUUGUGCAUCAAAGUACUCCAGACACUCAGGGAAAUGAUGACAAAAGACAGAGGCUAUGGAGUCAAGGGCGAGGCUCUGCGACAGAUUUUAGUCAACCGGUACUAUGGAAAUGUCAAAUCUGGCCAACGGAGAGAGAGCCUGACAUCCUACAGCCACGGUCCACUUGUUUCUGGAGCACCAGGAAAAUCUGGGGGAGGGUGUUCUGGCUCUGGGAUUGGAGGUCGCGGGGAGUUGAGUUUGGCCGAGGUCCAAUGCCACCUUGAUAAAGAAGGAGCCUCUGAUCUCGUCAUAGACCUGAUCAUGAACGCCACCAGUGAUCGGAUCUUCCAGGAGAGCAUACUGUUAGCCAUUGCACUGCUGGAGGGUGGAAACACAGUCAUCCAGAGGUCCUUCUAUCAUCGUUUAACGGGGGACAACAAGUCAGAAAAAUUUUUCAAGGUGUUCUAUGAACGCAUGAAGCUGGCCCAGCAGGAGAUCAAAGCUACUGUGACAGUCAACACCAGCGACCUGGGCAGCAAGAAGAAGGAUGAGGAGCCACCAGACAAAGACUUGCCAACACGCAAGAAAGAUGUGCCACUCGUAGCAAUGGUGACUGAGGAAGUGAAGGAGCAGCUGGUCGAGGCCUCUGCUGUCACCAAGAAGGCCUACACAACGUACCGCCGUGAGGCUGAAGCCGAAGAGCACCAGGCGGCUGCUGACGGCUCCCCUGUCCCGACCCCUGACAAGAGCCAAGACGAAGAAGAAAUGAGCGUCAUUAUUACCAUCAUGCAGCCUAUUUUACGUCUCAUGCAGCUGCUUUGUGAGAACCACAACAGGGAUCUGCAGAACUUUUUACGCAACCAGAAUAACAAGAACAAUUAUAAUCUGGUAUGUGAGACUCUUCAGUUCCUGGACUGUAUUUGUGGCAGCACCACAGGAGGACUGGGCCUACUGGGCCUCUACAUCAACGAGAAGAACGUCGGACUCAUCAACCAGACAGUGGAGAGCCUAACUGAGUACUGCCAAGGCCCUUGUCACGAGAACCAGAACUGCAUUGCCACUCAUGAAUGCAACGGAAUCGACAUCAUCAUUGCUCUCAUUCUCAACGACAUCAACCCUCUUGGAAAGAAGAGGAUGGACCUGGUGCUGGAGCUCAAAAACAAUGCCUCCAAGCUUCUUCUUGCCAUUAUGGAGAGUCGCCAUGACAGUGAGAACGCUGAGAGGAUACUGUACAACAUGAGGCCUAAAGAGCUGGUGGAAGUAAUUAAAAAAGCCUACAUGCAGGGUGAGAUAGAGGUGACGGAGCCAGAGGAGGGUGAAGAUGGAGAGGAAGAACAUUCUGCAUCGCCACGCAACGUUGGUCACAAUAUCUACAUCUUAGCACAUCAAUUAGCCCGACACAACAAAGAACUGCAGGCCAUGUUGAAAUCAGGAGGAACGUACGGAGAGGGUGACGAAGCUCUCGAGUUCUACGCCAAACACACAGCUCAGAUUGAGUCAGACAUGCUCGAACCACCUCCCUGGGGAGGCGCCCAGAUGCCCAAACCGUCUCAAUUGGCUCCUCUCAAUGUGGAGAAGCAGUGGUUCGACUCUGAGUCUUUCCUGAAUAACUGA
Molecule: messenger RNA, 6582 nt
Organism: Nematolebias whitei (Rio pearlfish)
Lineage: Eukaryota; Metazoa; Chordata; Actinopteri; Cyprinodontiformes; Rivulidae
Product: inositol 1,4,5-trisphosphate receptor type 1
Exons: 47
Coding region: 1-6582 (2193 amino acids)
Biological process (GO): calcium ion transmembrane transport
Cellular component (GO): membrane; endoplasmic reticulum
Molecular function (GO): inositol 1,4,5-trisphosphate-gated calcium channel activity; inositol 1,4,5 trisphosphate binding
Source: RefSeq, a predicted model, not a curated record